AUGCUUAAAAAAGUAUUAAACAUCAAGGCCUCCUCCCAGCCCAGCUCAGCGGUCCAGGAUCAGGGUCCGGAGCCCAAAGUGCCCCAGGAGCCCCAGAAACCAGCUCCAGCUCCCGGUGCCGGGGGGGAGGGCGAUGGCCACGCGUUUUUCUCUGACGAGCCGGACCUGUCCACCCUCACCUUGGCAGAGAAAAUGGCCCUCUUCAAUCGCCUCGCUCAUCAAACAGCAAAGAGCCCUGAGGCCCGAGGGGACACCCGGCAGCGCAGGGCCAACGCCCGCUUUCAGACUCAACCCAUCACCCAGGGAGAGGUGGAGCAGGUAGCUGAUCCUCCAGUCACCUCUGAGGUGUGUAACGGUGACAUAAAGACCAAUCAGGGACAACAUCUGAAAACCGGAGGUGAGAUCAAACUGGAGCCUCUGUCUGCGUCCCUAGUUCGCUCCGUGGCAGCCGUCGCCUCCCAAGCCUCUGUCGCCACAGUAACCGGCAGCGGAGACAACGACGACAACCUCCGUCCAGGGAAGUCCACGGCGGUCCCUUACAUCCCUGCCCAACAACAGGCGACCUGCAACACCAGCAGCCACCAGGAGAGGGCGUUGAGGUAUUUCUCCAUGACCCAGAGCGGGGACCCCGGCCACCCCGAGCCCGAUUUCAACGCCUCCCCUCUCCCCCCUGAGAGCCGGCAGAGAGUGGGGGCUCCUCUGGCUCCCACAUCCUCUGUCAGUCACAGGGAGGCGCUGGAGGAGGAGGAGGAGGUCAGGGGGAGACAGCAGGGAGGAGGAGCCAGAGAAGACGGCAGCGUUAAGGGAAAGCAGGACACCGGGCAGCAUCCCCAGCCUCACUCUUCAGACUCCUCUUUGUGGAGGGCAGAGUCAGAGCCCCUGCCCAGCCGGAGAGCCGCAGACAGAGGACACUCCCAGGAGAGCAGGGAGAGAGCGGAGGGGAGAGGAAGAGGAAGAGGAGGGUACCUGAGAGAGGCAGCUCACAGCUCCUUCACACAGGAGCAGGAGAGGAGCGGCGGCCGGAGCCAGCCAGGCAUCUCAGAUUUGCACGAUCAUCCCGCUCCCCUGAAGCCACUGAUCGCUAAAGUCUCAUCCAGGACAGUGUCUCACGUCUCAAGCAGCCAGCAGCAAACCCAGCCACCUCCAACUCUUCCUAAAACCUUCCCUCAGCAGCAGCCUCCUCCAACACCCCCCAAACCUGUGGUCACCAUCCAGUCGCAGCCCCCACCAACGCUCCCCAAAGCCAUCACUCAGUCCCCACAAACGCAGCCCAAACCUCCAGGAUUCGUCCAGCCUCUCCCCAAGCCUUACGCUCAGACAGCCACCAAACCCCAGGUGCCCCCUCAGACGCCCCCCAAACCCCAGUCCUUCCCCCAGGCGCUGGUCAAGUCCCAGUCCCUCCCCCUGGACCACAGCGAGGACUUUGACAGGCUCAGCGACUACUCUGGAGAUCUGCUGUCCCCCACAGAGUCUGGAGAGCUGCUUUCUGAAAGCAUGUCCGCCAAACAGAUGUCCAUCAGGGAGAGAGUGGCACUGCUGAAGAAGAGUGGUGAAGAUGACUGGAGGAACAGGAUCAACAAGAAGCAGGAAGUGGUUAAAGUGGCGACCACCGAGCAGCAGACUCAGCUGUGGGAGUCAGAGCAGACGAGCGAGAGGAAGGAGGAAGGGGUGGUCGUUCAAGAAUACUCCGCUGUGUCUGUGUCUGAGCAGCUGUGGGAACCUGUCUUCUCUUCCACCUUUUCUCCUACUAUAUCCCUCGGUCAAAAGUGUCAGUAUAUUGACCAUCAUAGUCAGAAGGUGGGAGAGGACAUCGAGGCCAAGAUGUCCAUUGAGGAGAGAAAACAGNCUGCACCUUUCUAA
Messenger RNA from Notothenia coriiceps (black rockcod), 1860 nucleotides. RefSeq names its product actin cytoskeleton-regulatory complex protein PAN1-like. Bases 1 to 1860 code for a protein of 619 amino acids. NCBI's taxonomy places the organism in Eukaryota, Metazoa, Chordata, Actinopteri, Perciformes, Nototheniidae. The record is from RefSeq and is a predicted model, not a curated record. The transcript is spliced from 9 exons.